Messenger RNA from Hemiscyllium ocellatum (epaulette shark), 4681 nucleotides. Its product is annotated as uveal autoantigen with coiled-coil domains and ankyrin repeats protein-like. The coding region runs from base 410 to 4624 and encodes 1404 amino acids. Gene Ontology annotation, molecular function: actin binding. The record is from RefSeq and is a predicted model, not a curated record. NCBI's taxonomy places the organism in Eukaryota, Metazoa, Chordata, Chondrichthyes, Orectolobiformes, Hemiscylliidae. The transcript has 19 exons.
GAGAGCUCAAAGAACUUGCGUUGCAGUCACUUAUGUUGAGAAGAACAAGAAUUGAAAAACACUAAGAAUUUGACAGAGUUGCUGGAGGAAGGGGAGGAGCCACUCAAUCUCUGAGCGACUGAGUCAGAGUUUGGAACAACAGCAAAAGACCAGAGAUCCUCCCGAGGAGUAAUGCAGUCACAAGAAGAGGCAGAAGAUGAAGAGAAUUUAGUAAAAUGCUCGAACGGGAUUAUGAACUGAUGUCAUGCAGUUCUUCUGAAGUUGUAGGACACUGCAGAGCCUGUAGACGCAGCUACUUGUGCUUGUUGGCCUCAAUUUCCACCGUGCAAAUUGCAGAGUUUAAGAUUUACAGCAAGCUGCACUUUGCAACUAUAAAUCUCCCCAAGCAUCGGCGGCAGUCUUUAUCGGCAUGAAGCGUUGGUUUUCCUGUGCCUCUGGGCCCUUUCAGACUUCAGAUUGGAGCAAAUACGAUGAUCGGUUGAUGAAGGCAGUGGAGAAGGGAGAUGCGGAUAAAGUUACAUCUGUUCUUGCCAAAAGAGGAAUAGUCUGCACUAAGUUGGAUGUGGAAGGCCGAUCAGCUUUCCAUGUGGCGGCUGCUAAAGGAGAUGUUCCCUGCAUCAAUGCAAUGUUGUCUCAUGGAGUCGAUGUCAUGGCGAUAGAUGCUGCAGGCCGAAGCGUGUUGCAUCUUGCUGCUCAACAUGGCCAGCCACUCUGUUUGCAGCGGUUACUCCAGCAAAAUUGCCCUGUUGACAGUGUAGAUCUUCAUGGUAGAUCUGCCCUUCACAAUGCAGUGGUGGCUGGCUGCCCUGCAUGUGUGAAGCUGCUGUUGGACCAUGAGGCUGCUGUGAACAUCAAGGAUGGGGAUGGACAGACCCCUCUCAUGUUGGCAACACAAAAGUGUCAUCCAGAAAUCUGUCGGCUUUUACUGGAGCGGGGGGCAGACAUCAACUCGAGGGAUAAGCAAAACAGGACUGCUUUGAUGAUGGGCUGUGAGACUGGUUGUAAGGAUGCAGUGGAAGUUCUAUUAAAUCGUGGUGCUGAUGUCACUUUGACGGAUGACUUUGGCCACAAGAGUUUGUAUUACGCUCAACUCUCCAAAGACCCAGAGUUGUUGGCUUUGGCUAGAGCAGCAAUGGAGAAGAAAGUGAAAGCAAGGGAACCUAGUACGAAAUCGCAACAGGUGACUCAGGUUCCUGAACUGUCACAGAAAAUAGAUCAAAGGCAUUUUCAUACUGAAACACAGACAGCACAGAGUCAGAAGGAACAACGCAUUGUAAAGGAACUUCAAAUUGAAAAUGAGGACCUUAAAGGCAAGUUGAAAAAGCAUCAGCAAGAUCAGAGGCUGUUUCUAGAGAGACUCAGUGGACUUCAGAAACAACUGAACCAGGAAUGCAAGGCAGUGGGAGAUCUUCAAAACGAGAGACAGCAACUGAAAAACCUAUUGCUGGCACGCGACCGAGAACAGGAAGACAACAUGAAGGUACUCGAGAGUGUGAGAGCCAAGCUUAGAACAUAUGAGAGUGGGCACUUCUAUGAGCAGAUGGCAGCAAGUAUCCCAAUGGUGAAGGUGAAAGAAGAAAUGGCUGUGAAACAGACUAAUUUUCCUGCCACAGAAUCACAGCAUCCUUCCAAGUUGGCUGUUGGAUCAAGUGAGGUGAUAGCACCGUUUCAAAGCACGCCUGAGGUAAAUGAGAGUUUGAGAAAGGACUUGGAAAUGACGAGAAAAAGGUUUGAGUUGGCAAGGAAGGAGGUAAACAACCUUCAACUGGAGUUAUUGAACAGGAAUAAACAUUGCGAAGUCUUGAACGACGAGUGCAAGCGUGUGAAACAGGAAUCGGAAGAGCAGAUCAGGCAACUGGAAGAUGCCUUAAGUGAAGUACAAAAGCGAAUGUUUGAAUCGGAGGGAAAAGUGAAGCUCCUGCAAGCUCAUGUCAACGCGCUCAAAGAUCACCUUUCAAAACAAGGCCCUGCAGGAAACAAUCGAGCAGUGGAUGAACUCAAAACUCAGUUGAAGGAUGUGAAAUCCAAACACGAGGAAGCAUUGUCGGAGGUGGAGAGGCUCCAAAACCAAAUCAAACUUGGCGUUUUAUCAAUACAGGAAUCGGGUGAGGUUAAGCAAGUGGAUAGAUACAAGGAGGAGGUGAGAGAGAUGAAGCAGGCUUUAACCAUGUCGGAGCAAAAGAAUCAAGAAGCAGAGAGAAAGAUAAUUGGAAUGGAGAAUGAACUGAAGAGCAUGGAGAAAAAGAUAUCGCAGUUUGUACCAGCUGAAGAGUUUGAGAAUAUGAGGAAUUCGUUCAUCAGUGGUUUGGAAGAGAAGGAGAAGCAGGUGGUAGAAGCAAAUGAUAAAUAUAAUAGUGCUCAAAAGGAAGUUGUCCAACUGCAGAAAGAACUGGAGAGAGAGAGGGCUCGAGCAGCUGCAUGUGUGAAGAUGGAACAGUAUCAGUCGUUAAAGAGUUCCUUUGACAGUCAGGGGGAGAAAGUUUCUGAUAUAACCCAAAAGCAACAAAAGCUACAAAAAGAAAAUGAAGCUAUUCAGCAGGAAAAUGCUCGCAUCAAAUCUGAACUAGAAGGCUUGAAACACAAAAUUCAAGUGGAGUAUGUACCUUUGAAAACCCAUGACUCGUUAAAGUCUUCAAUGAAUCAAACUGUACAAGACCUGAACAAGCAAGUUUCUAAGGUGUCACAAAGGUACAAGGAGGCUUUGAAAGAAUCAGAAAAGUUAAAAGUUGAGAAGAAUACAAUAAGGGAUAACCUGAAUCAUGUGCAGACUCAGUAUGUGUCUCCAGAAAAGCACAAGAAGGAAAUAACAACUCUAAAUUCCAUUGUUAGCAAAUCAAAGACUGAGUUGGAAGAACUCAACCAGAAGUAUAGCCUGGCACAGAGGCAGACAGAAAAUGUACUCAAAGAAAUUGCUGCUUUGAAAGAUUCUUUGAAAAGUCAAUAUGUCCCCUUGGAAAAACAUGAGGAAUUGAAAAAGGUUCUGAAUGCUGCCUCAGAAAAAGCUGCACAUGAAUUGUCAUUAGCAACUAAGCAAUGCAGUGAAGUGCAGAGUGAGAUGGCAAGGAGUGAGCAAGAGAAAAAUCAGUUGAAAGAACAGCUAGUUAUCCUUCAAGAUCGAAUGCAAGAAGAGUACAUACCCCUUCAGCAGCAUGAAGAAUUGAAGACUACCCUGAACAGCAGAACGGAGGAACAGCAGAAGAAAGUUGAUGAGGCUUUGUCAAAAUACAAGGAAGCUCAGGAAGAAACAGCUGAGCUUCGCAAAGAAAAACAGAACCUUGCAAAUGAGCUUCAUAUACUACAGGAAUCCCUCAGUUCACAGUAUGUUCCUGUGGAAAAUUAUGAACAGAAACAGAAUGAAUUUAAUAUCUCUUUGAAAGAAGUGAUGAAUCAGUUGACCGAAAAGACCCAGCAAUGCUCUGCAUUUCAAGAGGAAGCUAAAAAGUACAAGAAAGAGACUGAAGAGCUGAAGAAAACAGUUGGACAUUUGGAAGAAAACUUGGAGAAACAUUAUGUUUCCAAAGAUAUAUACGAAGAAAUGGAAAGCAAGUUUGUUAAUGGCAUGGGUGAAAAGGAUGAGCAUGUGGAAAAAGUGAUGAGGAAGUGCGCAGAUGUUGAAUUGCAAAGUGAAAGAUCACAGAAGGAAAAUGCCAAACUGCAGUCAGACAUCCAGGCAUUAAAAGAGAGUAUACAGUUAAAGUACAUCCCUGUUGAAGAAUUUGAGGCAAUGAAAACAUCGCUGAACAACAGAGUUUUGGAGCUGCAGAAAGAAAAGGAGAAGAUGAAGACUUCUUGUGCACAGGAGCAGCAAAAGGUAGAAACCCUGUUGCUCCAGUUAGACGAUCAGAAGAAGAGUUCUCUACCACUUCUAGAGCAUACAGAAUGGAAAGAGAAGAUGGACACUGAUAUUGCCAGACUGAAGAACCAGCUGAAUGAGCGAGAAGAGGAAUUGAGAGGAAAAGUUACAGAGAUUUCAAAACUGCAGGCAGAUGCUGAAGCCUUGAGCAGGACAAUUACAGAACUGAAAACAAAGGAGGCAAAUGACCUAUCAAAGCAUGAAACGGUGAAGAGUACAUUAGAGGCUCAAGUAAUAUCAUUAAACAAAGACUUGGCAGAGUUGAAAGAGAAGGAGGAUCAAAUGUGCACUGAAAUAUUACGUGCCAAAGAGAAAGAACUAUCGGCAAAAGAUGAAAAGGAGACUUUUCAAUCGCGCUCCUUCAGCUUUGAACAAGAAAUUAAAGAACUUAAAAAUAAAUAUGAUGAUUCCAUGGCAACGAUUUGUGAUCUGCAGAAAAGUAUUCAGGAAUCUGCAAAGCAAAUUGAGGCCAAGGAUAACAAGAUCACUGAGCUGUUAAAUGAUGUGGAGAGACUAAAACAGGCGCUAAAUGGCCUGUCUCAGCUUUCAUACUCUGCCACGAACCCAAAGAGACCAAGCCAACAGAUGGAGGCCCUCCAGGUUCAAAUCAAAGAUCUGCAGCAACAGCUGGCUGAUGCUGACAGGCAACACCGAGAGGUCAUUGCAAUCUAUCGAACACACCUGCUCAACGCUGCCCAGGGUCACAUGGAUGAAGAUGUACAAGCUGCCUUGUUGCAAAUUAUUCGGAUGCGGCAAGAGUUUGUCUGCUAGCAGAGUUCCUGGAGGCCAAUUAUUUACUAUUGCUGUAUUAAAACUCUAACCAGAUUA